AUAGCGUGUGUGUUAUAAAAUUUAAUGACAGAAUCGAAUAUCGAAUCGAAUAGUAAAAUGGAUAAACAUGCAGCAUGUCCGCACGUGAUCAUCCUUCCCUACCCAAGCCAAGGCCACAUCAACCCUCUCCUCCAAUUCGCCAAGCGCCUCGCCGGAAAAGGCCUCCGGCCGACGGUCGCAACAACGCAUUACACCACCAACUUCAUCCGGGCCCCCUCCGUCGCCGUCGAGCCAAUUUCCGACGGAUUCGACGACGGCGGAUUUGCUCAGGCCCGGAACGAGGGCAACUUCCUCAACUCAUUCAAACAUAACGGCUCCAAGUCCCUUUCCGACAUCAUCGGAAAAUACGAAUCCACCGAUCACCCUGUCCGCUGCAUAAUUUACGACGCCUUCUUCCCCUGGGCCCUCGACGUCGCCAGGCGGCACCGCCUGCUUGCCGCCGCGUUUUUCACCAACUCCGCCGCCGUCUGCGCAAUUUUCAGCCACAUACACGGCGGCACGCUGUCGUUGCCGGUGGCCGUCAGCGAUAAGCCUCUCCUGCUCCCUGGAUUGCCGGAAUUGAACUCCGGCGACCUCCCCGGCUUCCUCCGGGCCCCCGAAAGCUACCCGGCGUACCUGGCUAUGAAACUUAACCAAUUUUCUAACCUCGAUCGGGCUGAUUUCGUGUUCGAUAAUUCUUUCCAGGCAUUAGAAGGACAGGAGGCAAAAAGCGUGGCGGAGAAGUGGCCGGCGCGGCUGAUCGGGCCGAUGGUACCGUCGGCGUAUCUCGACGGAAGAAUCGAGGGGGACAAAGGGUACGGCGCGAGCUUAUGGAAGCCGCUAACCGAGCCGUUAACGGCUUGGCUCGGAGCCCGGGAGCCGGCAUCGGUGGCAUACAUUUCAUUCGGCAGCAUGGUGUCGUUAACGGCCGACCAAACGGCCGAGAUAGCGGAGGCGUUAUUAAAAGGUCCCUCGGACUUCCUCUGGAUUGUCCGAGAGACCGAGCUCAAGAAACUUCCGGAAGGUUUCACCGAGGCCGUCGAUGGGAAGGGUAUGAUCGUGCCGUGGUGCAAUCAGCUCGAAAUAUUAGCCCACCCGGCGGUGGGGUGUUUCGUGACGCACUGCGGGUGGAAUUCGACGCUCGAGGGUUUGUCACUCGGCGUUCCAAUGGUGGCGGUGCCGCAAUGGGCCGAUCAAAUGACGGAUGCGAAAUUUAUCGAGGGGAUUUGGGGGGUCGGAGUUCGGGCGAAGGAGGACGAAUUUGGAAUUGUCCGAAGAGAGGAAUUGGUUCGAUGCUUGAAGGAAGUGACGGAGGGAGAGAAGAGUUUGGUUAUUAGGAAGAAUGUAAGAAAAUGGAAGGAUUUGGCCAAGGCAGCCAUGGAUGAAGGGGGAAGCUCAGACAGGGCAAUUGAUGAGUUUGUUAAGGAAUUGAUGAUUGAUAAGGGAACUUGUUAACUAAGGUUCUAUAUGUUCUAUCGUUUUAUAUUUUUAGUAAAUUCAAAAUUGUCUUUACCAAUUUUGUAAAUUUAUUAUUAUUACACACAAUACAUUAUAUGUAUAAUAAAUAUAUGUUGUUUUUUUAAUAAUAACAAUUACA
Messenger RNA from Andrographis paniculata, 1576 nucleotides. Its product is annotated as UDP-glycosyltransferase 74B1-like. Bases 25 to 1434 code for a protein of 469 amino acids. The record is from RefSeq and is a predicted model, not a curated record. Lineage: Eukaryota; Viridiplantae; Streptophyta; Magnoliopsida; Lamiales; Acanthaceae. Gene Ontology annotation, molecular function: UDP-glycosyltransferase activity. The transcript is spliced from 2 exons.